AUGUCUGAGCUGGGGGAUGAUUCCGCCGACAAGGUUGAGUCGUGUCGAGAACCCUUCAACUGCUCUAUGUUGCCCAUAAAGCACUGUCCAUCUCCUUUCUCCGCAUCGCAGGUGGUUGAGUAUCUCCAAGCCAUCAAUUUUCAACCUCUACCUGUUUGGAGAGCGGAGAGCGAGUGGGUGGAUUUUAAGCCAAAUCUCGAAACGUUGGAAAAGCUCAUGCGGCUGCAUAUUAUCGCUUUUCCCUAUGAGAACACUGAGGAUCAUUAUACUGCGAAAGGUCGCAUCUGCUGGAAGGAGCAAGACGUGUUCAAGCGGCUCGUGACCGAAAAGAAAGGAUACGGCACCGUUUGCUUUGGCCACGGGUUUUUCUUCAGAGGGAUUCUUCGUGCGCUUGGAUAUAGAGCUAUCGCAACCGCGACCCGCAAUAACGCCAUUUGGAACACAAGUCUUGGCACUCCAGCUCUCACGCCCAUCGGCCAUACCAUCCUUCUGGCAACUGUACCUGGCCACAAGAUUCCUUUCUUGGUCGAUGUUGGGUUUGGCGGGAUCCAUAAUUUGUCAUUACUGUCUAAACCUGUCCCGCUCAUUGCUGGCGCCAUAACCGGCUCGUUUACUCCACCGGAGGAGUACAGACUCAUCCCGGGAGACAACACAGAGUCAUCACUUGAACCAAAUCCCUGCGCGCCAUGUGGCUGGUGGUUGCAUGCGCGUCAUUCCACUACUGCUCCGUGGAGAACUAUAUCUUACUUCACGUUGGAGGAGUACACCGACAAAGACUUCGAGUAUUUUGUCUAUAGCAUGGUCACCAUGCCGAAUGGACCCGGUCAUACAAAACUGUUUUGUAUUAAGGUAGUCAAAGGUCCUAGUGGGAUUCUCGAGCGCUACGCCGUUGCUGGUAAGUUCGCGACGAAGCAAGUCGGUUGUGGGGAGAAAGUCGUCAUCGAGACUUUCAAGUCGGAACACGAGAGAAUCGAUGCGAUACGGCGGCUUUGCGGAAUACAGUUGGAUGUAGCGGACGCGCUGAAGCACAUGGCAAAGAGAAAGAUCGCAUUGCCAAUUCAAGAGUCUAGUCGAUUGUAG
Penicillium subrubescens is the source of this 1080-nucleotide messenger RNA. RefSeq lists its product as uncharacterized. Gene Ontology annotation, molecular function: acetyltransferase activity. Bases 1 to 1080 code for a protein of 359 amino acids. The transcript has 3 exons. The record is from RefSeq and is a predicted model, not a curated record. NCBI's taxonomy places the organism in Eukaryota, Fungi, Ascomycota, Eurotiomycetes, Eurotiales, Aspergillaceae.